This is a messenger RNA of Penicillium bovifimosum, 1182 nucleotides long. RefSeq names its product heme-dependent oxidative N-demethylase family protein. The record is from RefSeq and is a predicted model, not a curated record. NCBI's taxonomy places the organism in Eukaryota, Fungi, Ascomycota, Eurotiomycetes, Eurotiales, Aspergillaceae. The coding region runs from base 1 to 1182 and encodes 393 amino acids. The transcript has 3 exons.
AUGACACCUCUAUACGACACACUACUCAUCGAUCCACAAUGGCCUCUGUCCUCAAUCCGAUACCUGCUCUGCAUUCUUGCUGUAGGACUAGGUGCUGGCAUCUGGAAGCUCCGACAGUAUCAAAAUGCUCGAGCAUCUAGGAAGACAAAGUCAUUCUCGGACAAUAAGAUACAUCCUAUCACGCCUCUAGAGGACUUUGACUGGGAGAAAACCGAGCAAAUACAAUUCCGACCAUUCAAAGGAAAAGACAAGUACAACUUGACCAUGGCAAUCGAGAACCUCGAGCCAUCAGACCUUCUCCCCAUGGACAAGACCUACAAAGAGCGGAUCUCACUCCGCAAGACCCUAGUAGGACAACACCACGACGUUGUAGUAGGAGUCAACAAAAACCAAACCCCACAGCAAGACCCACGCAUCCGCCCAGCCAUCAGCGAACUAUACACCUUCCUGCUGAAAGACUACCUACCAGUCCGCUACCCUAAGAUGUUCACUCUGAACGCGGACAACACCAUGUUCCACAACCUCGUAACAGACGAAUACUGGCCAACAACUCUCUCCGCAACAACGCCAACAAUCCGCCCCCUCGAAAUCAUCGCCCAGACCAUCGACGAAGACUUCCUCAUUCUGCUCCCAGAACUAGUACCCGAGGACGGCCAGAUCCCGAAAUACGUCCUAGAGGCCUACGCAACCUGUCUGCCGUCCGGCUUCAACCCGCGCGACAAACUCGGUCUGCGGAUGGUUGAUAUUCACAAGCCCGUCCCCGGCUACAAGGAGAAGAUGGAGCUGAGUAUGGAUCGGUUCUUUGCGCGACUUGAGGUUGGGAAGUUUGUUAAGCGGAUUAAUUGGAGUAUUACGAUUAAUGCGGGGUUGUUUGCUGCGUUUGGAGGCACGCAUGCUGAGAGUGGGAAGAAGGAGGACCCUAUUGAGGCCGGCAAAUUGGAUGUUGAUAAUACUGUUCUCCGCUGUGAGCGCCAGACUUUGCACCGUCUGCCUGUGUCGAAGGCUAUUGUCUUUACAGUGCACACAUAUACGUAUCCGAUCAGAAAGAUUAAGGAUGAGGGACUUGGGGAGGAUCUUGCGAUUGCGGCGGAUGGGUUGAAGAAGGGGAAUGUGCCUGGGAUGCACAAUUAUAAGAAGGGGGGGGUGUGGGGAGAGGCGCUGAAGGACUUCUUGAGGUCCUAG